Molecule: messenger RNA, 1074 nt
Organism: Pyrus x bretschneideri (Chinese white pear)
Lineage: Eukaryota; Viridiplantae; Streptophyta; Magnoliopsida; Rosales; Rosaceae
Product: pentatricopeptide repeat-containing protein At4g02750-like
Exons: 2
Coding region: 1-1074 (357 amino acids)
Biological process (GO): RNA modification
Molecular function (GO): zinc ion binding; RNA binding; protein binding
Source: RefSeq, a predicted model, not a curated record
AUGUCUUCUCUUUUGAAUUACCGGUUUGGCAGUGGGGUCGACGUGCAGCUUGUGGCAAGCUAUCUUGGGGUCGAUGUUGGGCAUAUUGGAAGCUUGAUCAAGGCUUGUGCCAACCAAGCUGCACUUGUUCAAGGCAUCCAGCUUCACGCUCAGGCGGUUAAAGUUAAUUUGGAUAGAGACCCUUUUGUUUUCUCUGUUUUUGUUGAUAUGUAUGGAAAGUGCGGGCUGCUUGAUGAUUCAACCCAAGUGUUUCACGAGAUAGAAAACCCGAAUGAAGUUGCAUGGAAUUCAUUGUUAGUUGUGCUUGCUCUUCAUGGCUUAAAUUACUUUCAUUCUAUGGAGAAAACAUAUGGAAUAGUUCCUAGAGAUGAACAUUACUCUUGCGUUAUUGAUUUGCUUGGCCGGGCUGGAAGGCUUACAGAGGCAGAAGAAUUCAUAAACAGCAUGCCAAUCCCACCAAAUGCUUUCGGGUGGUGUUCUUUUCUCGGGGCUUGCAGGAUUCAUGGUGAUAAGAAGAGGGGCAAACUGGCAGCAGAAAAACUGAUGCAGCUUGAACCUGAGAACAUCGGAGGACAUGUUCUGCUUUCGAAUAUAUAUGCCAAGGAGCAGCAAUGGGAAGAUGUGAAGAGUGAGAGGAAGAUGAUGAGAGAUGGCACCAUGAAGAAAGUGCCGGGGUAUAGUUGGGUUGAUGCCGGAAACAAAGCACAUACUUUUGGAGCCAAAGAUUUGUGUCAUCCUCUUAAGAAAGAAAUUUACGAUAAGCUUGAUACUCUCCUUGAUCAGAUAAAGAAAGCUGGAUAUGUUCCACAAACAGAUUCCAUUCCACAUGAUAUGGAUGAUAAUGAGAAGGAAAAGGUUCAUCAUCACAGCGAGAGGAUAUCGAUUGCAUUUGCGCUAAUAAGUAUGCCUGCUGGGAAGCUGAUCAUCGUGAAGAAAAACAUAAGGGUGUGCCUGGACUGCCAUUCUGCAAUCAGGUACUUCUCCAAGGUGGCAGGGAGAAAGAUCAUCGUUAGGUAUAAUAAUCGGUUUCACCAUUUCAAAGACGGGCUGUGUUUGUGUGGAGAUUACUGGUAG